AUGCCAGACCAACGACUCCACCAGGCUCAAGCCGCUCCUCCUGGUCCAUCCAGCACAUUCAGCAUCGACUUCUCCGUGUCCACGGGAUCAGAAGUCGACGACAACUUUGAGACCCUGCGCGACACGCACCAUGUAGUAAUCGACAGGCUCUUUCCCGAAGAUGACGAAGAAAUGUCUCCUUUUCCGGACUCUGUGUCGAGUUUCCAGACCCCGAAGUCCUCGUCCGCACAGUCCCAUUCUAUUCAUGACUUUCACACAAAGCCGUCAUUUAACGUGGCAUCUGCCGAGUCACUCUUGACGUCCUUCCGCUCCAUGUUGACAUAUUUUCCCUUCAUCACCUUGCCCGAGGAUAUCCCUAUUAAGCAAAUGGCUGCGGCGAAGCCGUUUGUUCUGCUGUCGAUACUUUCGUCUACUUCUGGCUCCAAGACGCUACAGGGCCAUACCUUGUACGAUGAGGAAUUUAGAAAAGUGCUGGGAUUGAAGUUUGUUGCGGGCGGCGAGAGGAGCCUGGAACUACUUCAAGGUUUGCUCAUAUAUUGUGCUUGGUAUCCCUUUCAUCUAAGACCCAAAAACAAACAAGCCUUCCAAUACAUGAGAAUGGCUGCAGAUAUGGUUCAUGACCUGGAGCUGGAUCAAGAACAGCCAGAUCUUAACAUGUGGUCAGAUACGCCCAAUCUCACAGACGAGCAACUUGACCGAAUACGGGUGUUACUCAGCUUCCUCGCUACUUGGAAACGCAGCAAGGGAAUUGAUAUACCAUAUACGUCGUGGACAGCCAGAUGUUGUGAGAUGCUCGAAAAGCAUGGCAAAACGCAGGGCGACCUCGUCCUUGCCGCACAGACUCGCGUGUCGCGUAUCUUGUGUCAGGCGACGAAGACGCUGAAUGGCAAAUAUGACCAAGUGGAUGAAGACAGAUGCAUCAUGGUGGCUGGCUUCAAGUUUGAGUUGGCUCAGAUCGAAUCAUCGCUGGCCUUUCCGCUCAACAUGUCGGUAUCGCUGAAAAUACAAAUCCUCUUCAUCAAAGUGUUCCUCGACAGCGGCACACUCCUCAGGUUUCCCCGGCCACCCCCUUCUGAAUCCUAUAAAUUGGAGCCUUCCCCCUUGGCAAACGCCAAAUUACACGACUGCGUGUACAGCACAGCCGCCUUUUACCAGGAGCUCAUGAGCCUAGAAGAUGCCGCAUUCUCCUGCUUUACAAUCGUUGACUGGUCUCGCCCCAUCUUAGCCACGAUACUCGGCAUCAGACUGUCCUUUAGAAUUCCAGAAUGCCCUGAUUGGGACUCGGAGUGGGCGCGGUCACAGCUCAAACUGGACGACUUCCUAGCGCGCAUGUCGCAGCAAAAAUCUGAUCUCACACCCGCCUCCAAGAAAGUGGGCAUUCUAUCUGCAAGUCGAACUGUCAUGGGUGUCGUGCGGGAAAAGUAUCAAAAGCGGCUGGCGGCCGUGGAGCGUCAGAGCAAGAGCCCGGCGCGGAUCACAUGUCCAAUGCUUGAUGGAAGCGUGGAGCCGUAUUUCCCUGUUUGGGAUGCUGCGCUCAAUCCGCCGCUGAUGAUGGAGGCUUUGGGCGAGGGACCUGAUGGGCAACCCGUAUUUCAAGAUCUCUGGACGGCGAUGACGAUGGGGUGGACGCACGACGAAUUGUGA
Metarhizium acridum CQMa 102 is the source of this 1644-nucleotide messenger RNA. Lineage: Eukaryota; Fungi; Ascomycota; Sordariomycetes; Hypocreales; Clavicipitaceae. The record is from RefSeq and is a predicted model, not a curated record.